Symbiodinium necroappetens is the source of this 891-nucleotide messenger RNA. NCBI's taxonomy places the organism in Eukaryota, Dinophyceae, Suessiales, Symbiodiniaceae. The record is from the annotation of a GenBank genome assembly.
GAGGCGGCUAUUCCGAUCCUUGCCCGCCGCAGAACUUCCAAGCGUGCACGUGCGGACGUGUUUUUCAGUUCGACGGUUCAAGAAGCCAAAGCUCUUUGUGAUGAGGCUGCUGACAACAGGAUCCUCGUGUCUCACGCGGCCAGAUGUCGACUCAGCGCAGAUGUGGAGGCAGAGAUGCAAAAGUUUGGCUUGCGUCUGCUGGACGGUGGAGAGCACACCCUCAAAGACAAGUUCUAUUACUUUGCCGACAAGAAUGAGGUUCCUGGUCCGGCGUCUUCCCCGCUACGAGUGCAGCGAGCGCCGAACGUGGGACGAAGUGAGGACCAAGCCAAGGAGGAGAAGGCGAAGGCCACAAAGGAGGAGACCGCGGAGACACCGGAUCGGACGGUUUCGCAGCUCCAGGAGGAGCUUUUGCGGACAAGAGUCGGCCUGCAGCAGAUGCAAGCCAAGUUACUCGUGGCCGAAGAACAGGAGCGACAGGCCAGACUCGAAUCUGGAUCGCUGAGACAGCAGCUGCAGCAGGAAGUUCCAAAGGCGGGCCAGGCCCAGGCUCCUGGAAGCUCGCUUUGGAGCUCAACCUCAGACCUGCCAUCCGAGAUGAGACGUGCAAAUUCCUCACCGGCGUCAGUGCUGUUUCUGCAGUGGCAGAAUGCCCACCUCCAAGCCGAAAUCCGUCAGUACCAGCAGGCCUUGACGAACACCCGGUCCGAGCUGCAGAUGCAGGUCUUGGCCGGGCAGUUGAUGGAGUCCAAGCACCAGCUCCUUCAGGCCCGAGUCGAGCACCUGGAGCUGGACCUGGGCUUCAAGGCACUCUACGGAGCCAUGGGGCACGAAGACGAUCUCUUCGCAGAUUUGCCAAAACUCAACUACAAGGCACCGGCCAUAUUGUGA